Athalia rosae (coleseed sawfly) is the source of this 2661-nucleotide messenger RNA. Its product is annotated as heat shock 70 kDa protein 14. Gene Ontology annotation, molecular function: misfolded protein binding; ATP-dependent protein folding chaperone; heat shock protein binding. The record is from RefSeq and is a predicted model, not a curated record. The coding region runs from base 1040 to 2566 and encodes 508 amino acids. Gene Ontology annotation, biological process: protein refolding; cellular response to unfolded protein. Gene Ontology annotation, cellular component: ribosome; cytoplasm. The transcript is spliced from 5 exons. NCBI's taxonomy places the organism in Eukaryota, Metazoa, Arthropoda, Insecta, Hymenoptera, Athaliidae.
ACGAAAGCGAUGACGAUGACGGUAGCGAUCUCCUCUAAGAAGAUAUUUCCAAAGAAGUUAACGGGAGGAUCGGCCAAAUCGCCUGUGCGACGACGAAAUCCGGAAGUUCUUCCUUCUCUCUUCACGCCACCCUCCGGGCAAGCCACCGGGUGGGUGAAGGUUUCAGUAAGGCACGGUAGAUUCACUUUUUACACUUUCCUCACGAUAGUUUUACUUCGCCGACGAUAGGGCAACGGGAGGAUCUUCUUCGUGUUUCGGUCCUUCGUCUCGUCCUUCAACUGAUUUCUUCGAUCGGCUCGAUCAUACCCGUUUUCGAAACGCAUGCGUAUGUACCGUCGGGUCACGUGUCGAUUCUCCGAUGAAUAUGAAAAGAAAUAUUCGGUACGCCAGGAGUCAAUUGGCUCUAUUUUGGUUUGUUACGGACCGAUGAGUUUGUGUCCGAAUGUUUGAUGAGAUGUCAACACUUGGCAGUUGUAUCCUAUAGUCAGUGACUUCAUGUUUUACUGUCACAAGUCGUCUGAAAUCGCCACCCAUUAUCAAAAUUUUCCCACCGAAUGGUAUAUCAUCAUUCAUUAUGUCGCGUAAUGUUUUAUCAAUAACUUCUAACGCGUACCUGGGUGGCAUUGGAGCUUCAUCUCAGACAAUAAAGUGUGUUUUUUUCAAAUAUUCUCCUUGUUGAGAUUGAACUUUCAUGCAAAUGUUGAGUCUGAAUAGAGGGGAACAGGUAAUCCGAACGUCUUAUGAACUGUUCUACCCUGUGAUAACAAUGUUGCUGUACUUCAUGUGAAUGUCAUUGUAAUCACAUUUUUUCCUUUUGCUUUCAAUAAAUGCUAUACAUACAGUAUUGCAUUUAUAGUUUUGUAAAUGUGAUUUUUACCAGAGCCACCUGGGCCAUCGAUGUAGAAGCGUUGUUCCUGUCUACACUCAACGAUUCCAGAUCCCGGGUCCGGAACAAAUUGCGGAUCAUGGGACGCCAGCCUGGCGUCAGUUCGACGCGAGUGAAAAGGCACCUUUACGUCCAUGGGUACAAUAGGCAGACAUGGCAUCUGCAACGGCCUUCGGUCUCUAUUUAGGGAAUACGUCGGCAUGUCUUGCAAUAUUUAAGGAUGACAAUGUUGAUGUCGUUGCCAAUGAAGCCGGGGAUCGGGUUACGGCAGCUGUUGUCGCCUUCAAUGAAUUCGAAGAGGUGAUCGGAUUGGCGGCAAAGGCUGGUCUCUUUAGAAAUGGCCCCGUUACAGUGUUGAACAAUAAACGAUUGAUGAACAAAGACAUAGAUCCCCUGGAGUUGGAGUUAGCGAUAAAAAAUAGCCCUUGCAAAAUAAUAACAGAGAAUAACGUAGUACAAUAUUUAAUUAAACGAAAUGAGAAAAACGAGAAAAUACACCCGGUCGAAGUAUCUACUCAGAUAUUUGAGGCAAUGUAUGCAAUUUCUACAACCGCAGCUCAUGACGAUAACGAACACAAUGUUGUGCUCUGUGUACCACUCAGAUUCAACCCAGACAGCAUACGAAUGUGGAGUAAAUCUGCGAUAUCUGCUGGCUUCAGAGUAUUGCAAGUGAUCAGCGAACCCGCUGCUGCAUGUCUGGCCUAUGGAAUCGGGCAGGAUAAAAAAGAAUCCUGUUACACACUAGUCUACAGAAUAGGAGGCUUGAGUAGCGACAUAACUUUGAUUCAAAUAGUUGGUGGCAUCUACCAAGUUAUAUCAACCUCGUAUUACCCUAACUUGGGCGGUAAUAAGCUGACGAGAAUUCUAUCUGAAUAUUUGGCCGGAGAGUUUAUGAGUAAGUGGAAAUUAGAUCCGAUGGAAAGCAAAAGAUCUAUGUCAAAGUUGAAUAUAGCUGCGGAAACGUGUAAACAUGUGUUGUCAACGAUAUCGACGGCGCAUUGUUUUGUUGAAUCACUCUGUGACGGAGUUGAUUUCAGCCACAAUAUAACUAGGGCUCGCUUUGAGAACCUGAUAAACUCAAACAUAUCUGAAUACAUAGCCCCAGUUGAUAAAGUGCUGCAAACGACCAAACUUAGUGCCAAGGAUAUUGGAAAAAUUGUACUUUGCGGAGGUACUAUGAAAAUUCCGAAACUUCAGGAUAAAAUCGGCGCCCUAUUCGCAAAUGGUGAAGUGCUCACAGGAAAGUGGAGUCCAGAUGAGACUAUGGCGAUCGGUGCAGCAACGCAGGCCGCUCUACUACUCUCUCAUGGAAUGUGGGAUCAGAGUCUCCAAGCAACGAAUGCAGAAGUCAAUGCUCUGAAGAAAUCACUUCAUAUCCAAAUCGGAGACAACGAACCCAUUGUUAUACCAGCUGAAACCGUUGUCCCAAUUAAAUGGCAAACUAAACUGGAUGUACCAGAAGUCAAAGAUGGCAAAAUAAAUAUCAAAGUAUUUGAACAAGAUACAAAAGAGCUAAAUAACCCGAAGGAAAUCGGACUGAUUUGCAUCCCAGCCGAGAGCGGAGCUAAGCUGAAAGUUGAUACAGAUUUAACAGAGGCCAGCUUAAAUGUAAAUAUAACCGAUACAAAAUCAGGUCGUAAAUCCUCGUUUCGUUUCGGUAUACACGAAGAUGAUUCAUAGUCAAAUACCACUGACUAGAGCUUCAGAGUACGUAAUUAUAUUAUCGAUAACUCUUGUUACUGGAAUUUAAAUAAAUCCAACAAUGAUUUCGUAAA